CCUCCCCUCGCCGCACGCCCCAGCCCCGCUCGCCCUCCUGGCCGUUUCCCCGAGCCCAGCAGCUAGGUCCAGGUUUGUGCUUGGUGCAGCUCAGGCUGGCAGUGAGCUCUGCCCAGUCUGCUCCAAGCCGCGCUCGCCUGGGGCGGGACCCCUCUGCCCUUUGCACCGCGGCCCGGCUCUCGCUGCCGCUGCUGCAGAGCGGGGCUCGGGUUUCAGUGGCUUGGCAGCCCGGCGCCGCUGAGCAUCUUGGGGGCUGCAUCAACCUCUGCUCCGGGUGGCUCUCGGUGUCCCCUAGCCAGGAUGCUGCUGUGGCUGAGCUGGGCAGGCGGCUGCUGCCUGCUGCUGCUGCUCCCCGGCAGUGCGGCGGAGCCCGCCCGGCGCUACGACGAGUGGGUUGCCGGCUGCUCCGAGCGCUGCGACCGGGCGCGCUGCCCGCCGUGCCCUGCCUACUGCGCGGGCGGAGAGGCGCUGGACGCCUGCGGAUGCUGCCUGGUGUGCGCGGCCCAGGAGGGCGAGCCCUGCGGCGGGCCCGCCGGGGAGCCGCCCUGCGGAGAAGGUCUCCAGUGCCGGCUCCCGCCAGGCGCCGGAGUGGCGGCGACGGCCACGGUGAGGAAGCGAGCCAAAGCCGGGCUCUGCGUCUGCACCAGCAGCGAGCCCGUGUGCGGCAGCGACGCCAGGACCUACGGCAACCUGUGCCAGCUGCGGGCGGCCAGCCGGCGCUCCGAGCGCCUGCAGCAGCCGCCGGUCAUCGCCAUCCAGCGGGGCGCCUGCGGCCAGGGCCAGGAAGAUCCUAAUAGCCUACGGCACAAAUACAACUUUAUUGCAGAUGUGGUGGAGAAGAUAGCCCCUGCUGUGGUUCAUAUUGAAUUGUUUCGCAAGCUUCCUUUUACAAAGAGGGAGGUUCCUGUUGCUAGUGGUUCAGGCUUCAUUGUCUCAGAAGAUGGACUAAUAGUAACAAAUGCCCAUGUAGUCACCAAUAAACAUAGGGUAAAAGUGGAGCUGAAGAAUGGUGCAACAUACGAAGCCAAAAUUAAAGAUGUUGAUGAAAAAGCAGAUAUUGCACUAAUUAAAAUAGAUACUCAGGGUAAAUUGCCAGUUCUGCUGCUUGGUCGAUCUGCAGACUUGAGGCCUGGAGAAUUCGUGGUUGCAAUUGGAAGUCCAUUUUCACUCCAGAACACAGUGACUACAGGGAUUGUUAGUACUACCCAGCGUGGAGGAAAGGAAUUAGGGCUUCGGAACUCUGAUAUGGACUACAUUCAGACGGAUGCAAUUAUCAAUUAUGGAAACUCCGGAGGGCCUUUAGUAAACCUGGAUGGUGAAGUGAUUGGAAUUAACACUUUAAAAGUUACAGCUGGAAUCUCAUUUGCAAUUCCAUCUGAUAAAAUUAAAAAGUUCUUAACUGAAUCACAUGACAGACAAGCUAAAGGAAAAGCAAUAACUAAAAAGAAAUACAUUGGCAUUCGAAUGAUGUCUCUCUCUCCUAGCAAAGCUAAAGAGCUGAAGGAACACCAUAAAGAUUUUCCUGAUGUUGUUUCUGGGGCCUAUAUUAUUGAAGUAAUUCCAGAUACGCCAGCUGAAGCUGGUGGCCUGAAAGAAAACGAUGUGAUUAUAAGCAUCAAUGGACAGGGAAUAAUCUCAGCCAGUGAUGUCAGUGACAUUAUUAAAAAGGACAAUACUCUGAAUAUGGUUGUACGCAGGGGCAAUGAAGAUAUUAUGAUAACAGUGGUUCCUGAAGAAAUUGACCCUUAAUCAGAAACAUGAGCUGGAUUUCAUGUUUUCUUUUAGCAACAUUGGACUGCUUAUGUUAUGACUGUGCUGGUACAGGAAACAUUAGACUUUUGACCAACAUUCUGCUUGUUCAAAAGAAUAGUAUUGGCCAACAACACCAAUGUAAUGCCACAGAUAUUCCAGAUGAUAAUUUUUUCCUUCUGUAUUUUAUCUAUGCAAUGUAUUCUUUACUGGCUAAUACAACUGUUACUGCUAAACAGUCAACGUUUUUUUUUUCUCUGUGUCACUCUUUCAACUAAGACUUCAACAAAACAAAAUUCAUGCACACAAUGUGUGUUGUGGUAUUCAGGUAUAAAUAGCAUAGUUGUUCCUUUAACUGGAAAAUGCCAUUGUAAUAGAAUUUUGGGAUAAAAAAACACAGUUGGAAAAAUGUUGGCUUGUAAACCAAAAACAAUAAUAAUCUUUUUUCAGAAUCCGUGCAGAAUUUUUACUACUUCAGUCUUUUCCUAGUGUUAUUAAAAUAAUUCUACAGUA
Molecule: messenger RNA, 2262 nt
Organism: Chelonoidis abingdonii (Abingdon island giant tortoise)
Lineage: Eukaryota; Metazoa; Chordata; Testudines; Testudinidae
Gene: HTRA1
Product: HtrA serine peptidase 1
Biological process (GO): proteolysis; positive regulation of apoptotic process; programmed cell death
Cellular component (GO): extracellular region
Molecular function (GO): protein binding; serine-type endopeptidase activity
Source: RefSeq, a predicted model, not a curated record